Molecule: messenger RNA, 261 nt
Organism: Symbiodinium sp. CCMP2592
Lineage: Eukaryota; Dinophyceae; Suessiales; Symbiodiniaceae
Source: the annotation of a GenBank genome assembly
AUGUCGCUGCUUAGCGGAGAUGAUCUUGCGGAGAGCCCCCGCGCGCCGCUGCACAAGAAUCACAGCACCAGCCUGGACUCCUGUGCGAACGGACCAGCAGAGUCCGUUGGAAGCGGGGGCGAGGCCGCCAGUACCGGGUUCAACUCUUAUGAGCCCGUGGCAGCCUCGGCUUUGCCAAUGGCAAGCCGAGAUCGCCAGAAAUUUCCGUCCUUAUUGACAGCUACCAGCAUUCGGCCCAAGACGGAUCAGUCUGAGGUGUAG